Molecule: messenger RNA, 576 nt
Organism: Rotaria socialis
Lineage: Eukaryota; Metazoa; Rotifera; Eurotatoria; Philodinida; Philodinidae
Source: the annotation of a GenBank genome assembly
AUGAAAUACGAACAAGGCAACGAAAAUGCUGUUAUGGUGGCUAGUUCUACCUUGCCUGUUUCCAAACCGUUCUCAUUGACUGAAGAUCCUGAAAUAAAACGAGCUCGUAAAAUUCUUGGAAUUAUACUUGGCGUGCUUAUCGUUCUAACUGUACUUAGUACAAUUGGUUCGAUUGCUGGCAAUGGAGUUACGAAUAAUUCGGAAUACUCGUCACGCGGUGUUGAAAUUGGUCAAUCUCUUAUUUCAGUUGUUUUUUUCAGCUUUGGAUAUUUGGUCGCUCAUCGAUACUCUAAAAUAGGCUUACUAGUGUUCGCUUGUCUGAACAUCAUUGGAUUGGUUAUUGAUGGUAUUCUCGUGGUGCUGCUCUUCGUUGCCGGUUUGACUUCUUUAGCUAAUGCAAGUUCACUUAAUAAUAGUCAAACCAAUGGUAUGCUGGUUGGUGGAUCAACAGCUUUCUUCGUUGUAAUUGUUAUUAUCAUUGCGGGUUCUAUUGUCCAAAUUGUGAUUGUAAAAUUUGCUUUCAAAUUGGCAAGACUUAUCGAAGCCAAAAAGGCUUCAUUUUGCCAACAAAUUUAA